Molecule: messenger RNA, 2307 nt
Organism: Closterium sp. NIES-67
Lineage: Eukaryota; Viridiplantae; Streptophyta; Zygnematophyceae; Desmidiales; Closteriaceae
Source: the annotation of a GenBank genome assembly
AUCUCUGCGUUCGCGGAAUCUCCACCACAAUCCAUCCAAAUUUCAUCCAGACCGUCUGCUUUGCUCACACGAAGCGGCAGUUACGGCGAUUAUCGCGGGCUGCACCCAUGCAUGUGCUCGGGCAUGCCUGCGCAUGCAUCACCCCGCCGCUGCUGCAGCUGAACCCCUCCGCGCUCUUGCCGCUCCGCAGCUCCGCGCGGCUGCUUCCGCGGGGAACCAGUGCGCGCGAGCUCUCCCUGUUGCGCAAGUCUUCCGCAUGUGUUGCGCUAAGGAAGCGUGCGUCUAACGAGCUUCGGGUUUUAGUCAUGGCCACCAGCAGCAACAACGGUGGUAUUGCCGAGCCGACGCUUUCAUCAAAUACCACCUCCACCUCCACUUCCACCUCCCCCAGUGGCGUUCCGCCCUCCCCCGCAACUCCCGCCAUCCUCAUUUUCACCGUCCCCGCGUGCCGCUACUGCCGGCAAGCCAAGGCGCUGCUGGCCUCUAACGGCCUCCCCUACACUGAAUGCUCCGUUGCCCUCGAUAACCCCGCUCCUCCCCCUGCUGCUGCUGCUGCUGCUGCUGCUGCUGCUGCUGGUGAUGAUGCUGCUCCUCUUGCCUCCUCCUCCUCCCCUGCUUCGCCGUCGGCUGUGAUAUCAGCAGCAGCGGCGCGAGCAGCGCUGGCGGAAGCCUCGGGCAUGCGCACCGUGCCGGUGAUCUACGUUGGGGGACGGCUGGUGGGGGGCUUCGAUGACCUGGAGCAGCUUGUGACCAGCAAGAAGCUACAGGAAUUGCUCGCCUCUCCCGCUGACCCUCUCCCCCCAGCCCUCAUUCCACUGCUCAGCCUUAAACCCGCAGCAGACAGCAGCGCAGACAGCCCAGGAGAUGCUGCAACAGCAAGAGGGGCAGGGGGAAGAGAAGGUGGUCUGGCUGUGUGGCCUGGGUUGAGCCGAGAGUUGGUGGAGCUUUUCGAGAGGAUGGCAGCAGGGGAGGGGGAGGGAGGAGUGAGGCGAGAGGAAGUGAAGGAUGGUCUGCUGACAACGCACAGGAAUGUGGUGUCUGGUGCUGCCAUUGUCGCAUGGCUCAAAGCGAACAUGCCUACAGGAGAAGAGGAGGGAGAAGGUACAGUCCCUGCAGCAGCAGCUGCACCAGCAGCAGCAUCAUCGUUGGAAGCAGCAGCAGUGCGGGUAGCAGAGAGGCUGGCAGAGGCAGAUCUCGUCCACCACAUCACCUACUCUCAGCCCUUCACCAACAAACCCGAUGUUUUCUUCCGCCUCCUGCCCGACGAGCUGCCGGAAAGUACUGCGCUCAACGCACGCCCGAUCUUCCUCCGGCCUGCUCGGCCGGCAUCGGUUGUUGCUAGUGGGCUGCGGGCGGCGACUGUGGGGAUUUAUGACGAGGCGCUUUCGCUGGAUGGGGGCGGUGUGAGCUACAAGCGGCUGGCGUCGUCAGCAGCAUUCAAGGAAUACGUGCGGGCUGCUGCAGAACUGCAGAAGGUGGACGUUCUCGCGCUGCCCCUCCCCCACCGCAAGGCCUUCUGGAUCAACAUCUACAACUCCCUCGUGCUGCACGCCACACUCGCUCUCGGCCCGCCCUCCUCCCCCUUGGACCGCAAGCGCUUCUUCUCCCACUCCUCCUACCUUAUAGCCGGCCAUUCCUUCUCCCUUGAUGACAUAGAGCACGGGAUUUUGCGUGGCAACCGUGCCACCAUUGGGCUGCCAUUUUUCCCCGGGAAGCGUCCGUUCGGGGGGUCGGAUCUGCGCAGGUUUUAUUCUCUCCCUCCGGCUGACCCGAGGAUUCACUUUGCUCUGAAUUGCGGCGCGCGGUCGUGCCCUCCGAUUCGCCUGUUUUCCGGGGAUGCGAUUGAGAGCGAAUUGGACACGGCUGCUGGGGCGUUUCUGGAGGGGGAUGUACGGGUGGUGGAGGACGGGGGAAAGAGUGGAGGUAAGGAGAAAGUUGGGGGAGGAGGAGGGGGAGGGGAGGUGGUGCUACAGGUGACGAAGUUAUUGGACUGGUAUGGGGUGGAUUUUGGAGCAAAGGAAGAGGAGCAGGUGCGAUGGAUACUGCCGUAUCUCAAGGCGCAGGUGAGGGCACAGGUGGAGGGUGCGUUGGCUGCUGGGAAGGCUGUUCGUUUGCAGUUUCGGCCCUAUGACUGGACUAGCAAUAGCUUAUGAAGGCAAGGGGGUUUUGCUGGAUAUGUGCUUGAGCUUGUGUGUGGAGCUAAUGCAUGUGGCACGAGCUUGGGUACGCAAAAUUUGUGGAUUGCCUGUUGGCUUUACUUAUUCUCUUAUCAGGUGCUCAUGAUGUAAUUGUGUCUUACAUGAUAUG